Messenger RNA from Ostertagia ostertagi, 411 nucleotides. The record is from the annotation of a GenBank genome assembly. NCBI's taxonomy places the organism in Eukaryota, Metazoa, Nematoda, Chromadorea, Rhabditida, Trichostrongylidae.
AUGUUUUCAUGUAACCGAAAAGGCAUUAUUCAGGUUGUAAGAGGUUCUUGGGUUCCUUCUCAACAUGAAAUGUUGCGUCCAUCAUUUACGACGAAGGCAUGUGUAGUAGCUUCGUUAGUGUUUACACUGGAAAGAAAUAGUAUGUAUGUUACGGCUCCUCACGAUCUCGUUUACUUGUGUGUUGUUGCAUUUUUCAUCUAUUUCAAACUCUCCGCUCUCCUGCUUGGAGUAACGGAUCCUUUUGCUCCAAUUGAAAAUCUUUUCUGCGCCGUAUUCAUGGGAGGAAUCUAUGAUGCGCUUUACAAAGCUGUGGAUGCGACCAGAGAAGAGGCGAAUUCAGGAAAGAAGAAACUUGAUGACGAUCUUGUCGAUGAUAAGAAGUGGAAGAAGAACGAUAAAAAGACCAAAUAA